AUGCCAGAGCCAAAACCUAAUUCCUCAGUGCCAACACCUUCUAAAGACGAGAAAUCUGACCCAAAAGGGGACGCUAAGCCUGUAACGCCAGUGCCCUUAACACCUGUGGCAGAAAUAAAAGCCAAUGUUCAACUCAUUGAGCGUGCUGUAUCGACACUUGAGCCACGGUUUACUCAUCGUGUCCUCCGCUCUCUAACUACACUAAGGAGAAAACUCAAUACCAAUGUACUUAGGGAUGCUUUAGAAGCUGUUUAUUCCAAAGCCUCACCUGGGUUGGCAGUGCUCCUUGCGUACAUACCACCAGCAACCAAGUCUUCGGAAGCCCCUAUGGAUGUGGAUGAUUCUCCGGCCACUGCGACAACACCAAUUAAAGCGUCCACGGUCGAACCCAACCCCGAAGUUGACACUUACCUGCGACUGCUCGUCAUUUUGUUUCUCAUAGAUUCCAAGAACGUCAAAGGGGCAGUAGACUUGGCUCAUCAGACGGCUGAACGGAUCCAUACUUUCAAUAGACGGACUCUGGAUCCAGUCGCAAGCAAAGUGUACUUCUACCUCUCACGAGCUCAUGAAAUACAUGGAGACGUUUCCGUGAUCCGUCCUUUACUUCUCGCGGCUCAACGCACGGCGUCUCUCCGUCAGGAUGCCGACUGUCAAGCAGUCCUCAUUACUCUUCUGCUUUCCAAUUACCUUUCAUUCCAACUAUAUUCGCAAGCAGACAAGCUUGUCUCGAAAACAACGUUCCCAACUUCUGCUGGCAAUCCCCAGCUUGCUCGUUACUUAUAUUAUCUAGGCCGUAUCCGUGCUGUCCAAUUGUCCUACUCGGAAGCUCACACCCAAUUGCAACAAGCCAUACGGCGUGCGCCCAACUCCAAAAUCGCCCCUGGGUUCUACCAGACUGUCCAUAAACUCUUCAUCGUUGUCGAGCUACUUAUGGGGGACAUUCCAGACAGAAAUUUAUUCAGGGACCCUGUUCUUAGGAAGCCCCUGAUACCAUAUUUGCGAAUUGUUCAAGCGGUUCGCACAGGAGACCUUUCCCAAUUCCAGGCUGCCCUCUCAACCCACGCCGCCCAAUUCACCCAAGAUCAAACGUACAAACUGAUUCUGCGUUUGCGACACAAUGUGAUCAAAACCGGAGUCCGUUCACUAUCGUUAGCUUAUUCAUUGAUUUCGUUGCGAGAUAUUUGCGUCAAGCUUCACUUGGAUUCCGAAGAAGACGCUGAGUAUAUCGUCGGUAAAGCUGUUCGUGAUGGUGUGAUUGAGGCCCGCGUCGACCAUGCCAAUGGAUGGAUGAUCAGCCAUGCUCGCCGAGCGGAGGGCGCGGAAGGCGUGUACGCAACAGCUGAACCACGAGAAGUCUACACGAAGCGAGUUGGUUUUUGUCUAGAGCUGCAUAAUGAAUCUGUCAAGGCCAUGCGUUACCCAUUGAAUGCGCAUCGCAAGGAAUUGGCCAGCGCAGAAGCUGCACGUGAGAGAGAAAAGGAAUUAGUGAAAGAGAUCGCGGACGGUGAGCUUGAUGACGAGGAGGAUGGAGGAGGGAUGGGGGAUUUCUAACUCAUAGCAGGAAGAUAUGUGAUGGGUCGCUUACGUGCGCUUUCCGACAAACUGGAUUGUAUUGAAGUCACUUCUGGGUCUCAGUUGCCCUUACAUAAUGAAAGUGCCUGAAUUAU
This is a messenger RNA of Cantharellus anzutake, 1667 nucleotides long. RefSeq names its product proteasome regulatory subunit C-terminal-domain-containing protein. The coding region runs from base 1 to 1551 and encodes 516 amino acids. The transcript is spliced from 5 exons. Gene Ontology annotation, cellular component: proteasome complex; proteasome regulatory particle, lid subcomplex. The record is from RefSeq and is a predicted model, not a curated record. Gene Ontology annotation, biological process: ubiquitin-dependent protein catabolic process; regulation of protein catabolic process. Lineage: Eukaryota; Fungi; Basidiomycota; Agaricomycetes; Cantharellales; Hydnaceae. Gene Ontology annotation, molecular function: enzyme regulator activity.